CGUGUUUCCGGCCUUAAAGGCAUUUUGCCCUUCCCUUUAAGACGCACCGCCCCCUCUCAGUCACUCCCAAGAUGGCGGACCUACUGGGCUCCAUCCUGAGCUCCAUGGAGAAGCCACCCAGCCUCGGUGAUCAGGAGACUCGGCGCAAGGCCCGAGAGCAGGCAGCCCGCCUGAAGAAACUACAGGAGCAAGAGAAACAACAGAAAGUAGAAUUUCGUAAAAGGAUGGAGAAAGAGGUGUCAGAUUUCAUCCAAGACAGUGGGCAGAUCAAGAAAAAGUUUCAGCCGAUGAAUAAGAUAGAGAGGAGCAUACUACAUGAUGUGGUGGAAGUGGCUGGCCUGACAUCCUUCUCUUUCGGGGAAGACGAUGAGUGUCGCUACGUCAUGAUCUUCAAAAAGGAGUUCGCACCCUCAGAUGAAGAGCUGGACUCCUACCGGCGUGGCGAGGAGUGGGACCCCCAGAAGGCUGAGGAGAAACGGAGGCUGAAGGAGCUGGCCCAGCAACAGGAGGAGGAAGCGGCCCAGCAGGGACCUGUGGUGGUGAGCCCAGCCAGCGAUUACAAAGACAAAUACAGCCACCUUAUUGGCAAGGGGGCAGCCAAGGAUGCAGCUCACAUGCUACAGGCCAACAAGACCUACGGCUGUGUGCCCGUGGCCAACAAGAGGGACACACGCUCCAUUGAAGAGGCCAUGAAUGAGAUCCGGGCCAAGAAGCGUCUGCGGCAGAGCGGGGAAGAGUUGCCAUCUACCUCCUAGGCACCCCAGCUCCUGGGGCAGGGCAGGGGGCAGGGAGGGACGAGGCUGCUGCUAUUAGAACCCAUCCUGGAGCCCCACCUUCUAAUAGCUGUCACUCAGGCACAGUGUUUGUCACUGUUCGAGCUCGGAUAUGUAUGCGGGGUGUGUGUGUGUGUGUGUUAGUAUGUGAAAGUGUGAAUGCUCAGGUGGGUAUUUAAUCUGUAUUAUUCUGUUCGUCCUGGAAGUUUCUUCCCCAUGGGGCUGGGAUUACUUUACAUUCAAUAAAUACCAUUUGACCCAG
This is a messenger RNA of Budorcas taxicolor (takin), 1035 nucleotides long. It is a transcript of the gene SPAG7, whose product is annotated as sperm associated antigen 7. Bases 72 to 755 code for a protein of 227 amino acids. The transcript is spliced from 7 exons. Gene Ontology annotation, molecular function: nucleic acid binding. NCBI's taxonomy places the organism in Eukaryota, Metazoa, Chordata, Mammalia, Artiodactyla, Bovidae. The record is from RefSeq and is a predicted model, not a curated record.